Messenger RNA from Epinephelus moara (kelp grouper), 2173 nucleotides. Its product is annotated as ras-related protein Rap-2b-like. The transcript has a single exon. The record is from RefSeq and is a predicted model, not a curated record. Gene Ontology annotation, cellular component: plasma membrane. Gene Ontology annotation, molecular function: GDP binding; GTP binding; GTPase activity. NCBI's taxonomy places the organism in Eukaryota, Metazoa, Chordata, Actinopteri, Perciformes, Serranidae. Gene Ontology annotation, biological process: negative regulation of cell migration; Rap protein signal transduction. The coding region runs from base 380 to 928 and encodes 182 amino acids.
UUUCGGGUGACGGCUCCUUUAAGAAAACGGAACUGAGCCUCGGCUUUUGACGCGCUGAGGAUGUGGGCAGGAAACGCCAUGCAAGAGGAGAGAAGCGAUCACGCUUCCCAGCAGCGUUGCACAAUACAGCGCCAUCAAAAUGUGCUUUAAUUUUCCACGCUAAUGUCCAGGAGCGGUCAUUCUCCUCGGAUCUGCGCUCCACAGCAGGUUAGGAGGAUUUGCCGGCGUGGGAUUUGACUCCUAUCCGAGCGAGAGCGCAGCCUUCCCAGCCUGCUGGGUUUGAAAACAUCGGGGCUGGUCAGCGGGUGGGAGCAGAGCAGGCUUCGUCGCUGGAAAAAAAAAAGGAGGUGUCUGCCUAUUUUUUUUUUACCCCUUAGUCAUGAGGGAGUACAAAGUGGUUGUUUUGGGGUCGGGUGGAGUCGGGAAAUCCGCGCUGACGGUCCAGUUCGUGACGGGCUCCUUCAUCGAGAAGUACGACCCCACGAUAGAGGAUUUCUACAGGAAGGAGAUCGAGGUGGACUCCUCUCCGUCCGUGCUGGAGAUCCUGGACACGGCGGGGACCGAGCAGUUCGCCUCCAUGCGAGACCUGUACAUCAAGAACGGCCAAGGCUUUAUUUUGGUUUACAGCCUGGUGAACCAGCAGAGCUUCCAGGACAUCAAGCCCAUGAGAGACCAGAUCAUCCGGGUGAAGAGAUACGAGAGGGUGCCCAUGAUCCUGGUGGGAAACAAGGUGGACCUGGAGGGGGAGAGAGAGGUGUCUUCCGGGGAAGGCAAGGCGCUGGCCCAGGACUGGAACUGCCCGUUUAUGGAAACCUCAGCCAAAAAUAAAGGAUCAGUGGAUGAGCUGUUUGCAGAGAUAGUCAGACAGAUGAACUAUUCCACUGUUCCCAGUGGUGGCGACCAGUGCUGCUCAUGUGUCCUGCUCUAAAACACACAUAGUCAAACAGUGCAUCCGGGCUGAAUUUGAGCUUCUAACUUGUCCUGCAGGCUUUUUGCAAAACUAUUCUCUCUCCUCACACUGUUGUCUUAUUGUUGCACACAAACACAAAUCGACGACGACAACAAUCGAUUAUGUAUUAUAGUCUGGAAAAGUGUUUACAUGACAAAGUACUUGAAUGUUUUGGGAUUUUUUUAUAGCUUUGUAUAUGACACUUCUCUGGAAAUGUGCCUCAAUGGGAAUGUCUUAUUGUGAAACCUAAGAGACACCUCUUCUCUGGUUGUUAUUUUUUUUUUUUUGCGGUUUAAUUUGUUGUACUGUUUAUCUUCUGGGCUGGGUCCAUCUGUGUUGGGGAGGUGGCGGUGCUUCUAGGGCACCUCUAGGGUCUUUUUGUGCUGAAGUGAAAGGGCAGGAGGCGCUUAAAUAUCGCUCAUAAACGUAUCAAUCACCGCUCAAGCCUUGCACAGGUUACUCAAAUCAGAUCCCCACAAUUUAUUUCCCCAAAAGCGCAAGUGUGACCCCAGAGGCGCAGAGAUACUGUAUUUGUGGACUGUGUUGGAGUUGUGUUACAACGUUAUAUUUUUUGUUCUUUUCCCCUCUCCGAGCUGGUGAAAGUGGAUUUAUCAUGGAACUUGCACUUAGCUGACGAUGUCCCUCCUCAGUGUGCACAAAACGAGGACCUUAGUGCAUUUCUGUCGCUGCAUGGGGAACCCCCACGACCCCCAUGUCAAGUGCCUUCCCUAAGAAAACUCCUGUGACUGUGCCAACUGAUGAGCCCUACUUCCUCUGCAGUGCGUCUUGAUGGCAAUCAGAACUUUUUAGCAGUUUUCAGUGAACAUUCUAGCUUCGUUUGGUGUCAGAGUGGGAAGAGCCUCUUCCUAUUUUACUGUCAGGAAGCCGAGCUUGUAUCAAACCUGCUGUUUCAGGGUCAGAUUCAGGCCGUUUCUCGAGGUACUAGUCCGACGUGAACAACAGAGUAACUUUAACCUACUAGGAUUUUGGUUCAGUGAAUGGCAAGCCAUGUUUGUCUGUAUUAUCUAGAGGUUUUUCUUUUGUAAAAAAAAAAAAAACAAGUGACAUUUUUGACUUGACGUAAUUGUAAUUCUCCCUUUGGACGAAAUCUGCUGCCAUCCACCUGUCAGUUUGAAAGACUUGUAAUACAAAAUGCAUUUUACGUAACGCUGUGUGCUGUGCUUGUCUCUGCUGGUAACAUAAAGUGUCUACAUUUUGGGGUAC